Molecule: messenger RNA, 2094 nt
Organism: Geodia barretti
Lineage: Eukaryota; Metazoa; Porifera; Demospongiae; Tetractinellida; Geodiidae
Source: the annotation of a GenBank genome assembly
AAUGUCUCUGGCAAACAAGUUAGGCUGUGGCUUAUAUACAGCAUCACGUGAAAUCAUUAUAUAGAAUUUAAAGCAACAAACAUCACAACAACACACAAGUGAAACCUAUAGCAAAUAAUGUUUUCAUAACACGAAAACGAAUAUAAGUAGAAGCAUGAGCAUGAUUGUGUUGUUUAACUUGCACGAAGAAAAGAUGAACGUCUCAGCAGUACCAUUAAUGUUACUCAUAUUCACCAUGGUUGAAUCAGUGCGCAUUAUCGAGCAUCCUGAGACUAAGAGAGUGCCGGAGGGUGGCACUGUCACCUUCGAAUGCAGCGGAGAAGGGGAAAUGGGCUGGUACGUGGACGACCAGUUUGUGUGGGGAGUUUACAGGACCCAGCUGCAACAAGAUGGCUUCUCAUUUCGCUCGAGUCACUAUCCCACCUACUCUGACCUGACAAUGACCGCCCCUGCUAAGAUAUCCCGAAAUGGAACAAAGAUAAAAUGUGAAGCAUACAGCACUAGUGAAGUGGCAUUCAGCAAUACUUCAUGGCUGUGGAUAAUAGGACCUCCACUGCCUCCCAAUGUGACCGUGGAGCUGAGCAGCUGGAACACCAUGAGACUGUCAUGGAAUGCUCCUUUCACCGCUGAGGGGUUCCCCAUUGACAAGUACAUUGUCUUCACAACCAACAGCUCCACAGACGAGAGGACACGGACUGAGUUUGACCCCACAGAUGGCAAUGAGUCUCUCACCAUUGUCGACACUCCAUGCCUCUGCCACUCCCUCUUGUUUGAGGUGAUUGCAGAGAGCUCUGCUGGGACCAGCUCUGCCACCGAGGUAUCUGGAGCCUUCCCUGUCGCUGUCAGUGAGUUCAGUGUGAAUGUGUCUGUGGUAUAUUUUGACACUGGUGGAGAAAGUCUUGCUCCACAAGCUACCAUAUCCUUUAAGCUUCCUGAAGUGUGUGCAGCUAAUUCUGGAGUUUCAGCAACCUACACACUUGAGCUGAGGACAGUGUCUGGUGUGUUGGUCCACAGAACAGGGGCAGAGUAUCACGAGAGCAUUCUCAUUGAGGAGACCCAAAUUGUCCCCUCCUGCUCCUCUUACACUCUCAACGUCACUGUCUCCGUCUCCUCCUUCCCCCUCCUGGGCACCCACUCCAACAUCACCAUCUUUGAUGUACCAAUUGGAUGUCCAACUACUGAAAGGUCAGAGGGGAGUGGAGUGUUGAUACCAGUCCUACUGGGGGCAGUUGCUCUGGUUGUUGUCCUACUGACACUGCUCAUUGGAGCUGGGCUGGCUGUGGUCUGCCUCCAGCUGAGGAGAAGGAAAAGCAGUAAACAUGAGGAACUCAACCUGUCCUAGAGUGCCACUAAUGACUGAUAACCCCAUAUACGAUGACAACCAUCACUAUGACGUAAUCCCUGAGUCCUGUGGCUCCAAGCCACACUCUCAGAGACCCAAGAAACGAGUUUCCUCUGACUUCAGGUGGAGCCUCUUUGCACACCCACUCACAACCUUCUUGUAGCACAAACACUCUUGAAAUGUACAGUGCAACUCCCACAUCUCUUUCUGUGAACAAAGAGUCGCGUCAACAUCCAUUGUCCUUGAACCAGAACUCUUUGUCCACUGAGACCCCCAGUCCGAGUGAAGUUGAUGCAAUAUUGCGCAACACGUUUGCCGGUUCUCUGUCUCCACCCAGCCAGCAGUGUGUUAAUGGGGGAGGCGCAGAGGGAGAGGUGUAUGAUACUCUAAGCGAAAAGCCACCUCCAGUUGGAGGGGAAGGGAGAGUAAUGGAAUCAGAGAAAGAAGACUGCUAUGUACUCAUGAACUCGAGUGCAGUGUGAAAAACAAACCUCAGACUAUCCAUGUAGCUACGGACUGUAGCUUCCCUAAUGUGUGUGUAUAAUGGGAAACGUAGUUGUAUAAAGACACAAUAUCAAUGUCUUGACAAAUCCCAUGAUAUUUUAGCAUCCCUUGUAUGAUGUAAUGAAUCAUUAUUUUUCAAUGUCAUCAUAGGGUAUGCCCCUUGUUUAUUCAUAGAGAGUAUAUACCUACUGACCCACCCACAUCUAGAGCACAUAUGUGCACAAGAAGAUAGAAUUAGCUUUUAGAUG